AUGGCCACAGAGACUGCAGCAGAUUACUCCAAGCUGAAGGCAGAGAUCCUGGCCAGAUCCGGAGUAACAACGGCAUUGCAAGCCCAGAAGUUCCAUGAGUUGCAGUAUACAGAGGACAAGACACCCCAAUCACAAUUGUUUGACCUGAUCCACCUGACCCGGAAAUGGCUGCAUCCUGAGGCCCUCAGCUCUGAGAAGAUGAUGGAGAUCCUGGUUAGACACAAGGAAGACCAGAAAUGGGCUGACUGUUUGGAGAACCUGAUACAUCAUAACAGUGGGCUGGCUGCUUUCCAGGCUUUCCUCAAGUCUGAGUACAGUGAGGAUAUUGAGUUCUGGGUGAGCUGCAAGGAGUACAAGAAAACCAAAUUGCCAGCCAAGCUUAGCCCCAAGACCAGGAAGAUUUACAAUGAAUUCAUCUCUGUGCUGGCUACUAGCGAAGUGAACUUGGAUUCCUGCACAUGGGAAGCGAUCAGCCACAAUGUUCUCAAGCCCACCCUGUGCUUCAACGAGGCUCAGAAAAAAAUCUUCAUCCUCAUGGAGAAGGAUUCUUACCACCUCCAGACCACCUCACUACACCACCACUUCCUCAAAUCUCGUUUCUACCUCAGCUUGGUCAGUCCACCUGCAACCACUUGUGGGACUCAGAACCACAAAAGAGCUACAUCUGCUGCCUUAGCCUGCUCCUCCCCUCUGGUCUCUCAGUAUGUUUAG
Messenger RNA from Chelonoidis abingdonii (Abingdon island giant tortoise), 711 nucleotides. The record is from RefSeq and is a predicted model, not a curated record. Lineage: Eukaryota; Metazoa; Chordata; Testudines; Testudinidae.